UUUCACAUUCUCUCACUAGAUCUCUUCCACAUUGAUCAUAUAUAGUACUCUCUCUCUCUCUACUUUAACCUCUCGUCUAUAUCCACCGUCCACUCCCUUCAGUCAUCUUGUACUCUCUCUCCCUCUCUCUCUCUCUCACUCUCUCUUUCUAUAAAACCACUCACAUAUUUCUCUCUCUAGAAUAAAAAGGGAGGAAAAAAAACCCAGCUAAAGCUCUAGCCUUUUAACCAUGGCUGACCCUUACUCAAAUUUCUUCAAACACAACAGUAGUGUGUACAAAUUCAACCCUUUUCACCACACCCCAUCUCCUUCUAAUCCAAACCCUUUUCACAAUCAUCACCAAACUCACAACUUUUACUUUCUCGGCAGCCAAACAGUGCCCGCGGCUGCUGUGGUAGCCACCCCAUCUUCUCCUCCCAUCAGGGAAGCCCUCCCACUCCUCAGCCUAACCCCAUCGAACUAUCACCAGCACCACCAUAACAAUGAAGAAAACGACGACGAAUACUACCAAAACGACGACGAUAUGGAUAUCAAGACCUCGACGACGACUACUACUACUACUAGUACUGGCAAUAACAAUAGUAGUAGUACGGUUACUGUUGCACUCCACAUAGGGUUACCCAGCCCUAGCGCCGCUGAGAUGGAAGCUGUUCUCUCCGGUUCCUCAUCUGAAGUAACCGCAGAGAAAGACGGCCAUCAUGGAGAUUAUCAUGAUCGUGAUCAUCAUCAUCAUCAUAAUCAUCAUGAUUCAGCUGGGUUAUACCCUACAAAUGCACUCAACAAGGGUCAGUAUUGGAUCCCUACACCUUCUCAGAUUCUCAUUGGCCCCACUCAGUUUUCUUGCCCAGUUUGUUACAAAACCUUCAAUAGAUACAACAACAUGCAGAUGCAUAUGUGGGGGCAUGGAUCUCAGUACAGAAAAGGGCCAGAAUCUCUAAGAGGGACUCAGCCAACAGGCAUGCUUAGGCUGCCAUGCUACUGCUGCUCGCCGGGUUGCCGGAACAACAUCGACCACCCAAGAGCAAAGCCACUCAAGGACUUCAGAACACUUCAAACUCAUUACAAGAGAAAACAUGGGAUCAAGCCUUUCAUGUGUAGAAAAUGUGGUAAGGCAUUUGCUGUGAGAGGGGAUUGGAGAACCCAUGAGAAGAAUUGUGGGAAGCUUUGGUAUUGCAUUUGUGGCUCUGACUUUAAGCACAAGAGGUCUCUUAAGGAUCACAUCAAGGCCUUUGGAAAUGGCCAUGCGGCUUAUGGUAUUGAUGGAUUUGAUCAAGAGGAAGAUGAGCCUGCUUCUGAAGUAGAACAAGACAAUGAUUCCAUGCAGUAGUAUAGAUGAUAUAUAUUUUAAUAUUUAUAUAUAUAUAUAUAUAUGAUCCUCUCACAUGCAUAUAUAUAGCUAGAUUUUUAUAUAAUGGGUGGGGGUAGUAGUACUGAUCAUGAUCGAUUAGAUGAUUGAAAUUAAGUAGUAAUGAUCUCUUAUCGAUCUUACUUAUUACAUAUUAUUAGUUAAUUCUGAUCUUUUGUGGGAUUAUAUAAUGGUAUAUAUAUAUAUAUAUGUGUAGCUAUAGCAGCCAUGGCUUUCUUUAAGUUAUGAGAGCUAUAUAUAUAUAAGAAAUCUUAUCAUUAUAAUACUUAAAGAUCAGUCACCUUUUUCUCUA
Messenger RNA from Humulus lupulus (European hop), 1658 nucleotides. Its product is annotated as zinc finger protein WIP2. NCBI's taxonomy places the organism in Eukaryota, Viridiplantae, Streptophyta, Magnoliopsida, Rosales, Cannabaceae. The record is from RefSeq and is a predicted model, not a curated record. Gene Ontology annotation, cellular component: nucleus. Gene Ontology annotation, molecular function: DNA-binding transcription factor activity. The transcript has 2 exons. Gene Ontology annotation, biological process: regulation of gene expression; anatomical structure development. The coding region runs from base 230 to 1327 and encodes 365 amino acids.